AUGGAUGUAAGAUUUUAUCCGACCGCUGGUGGGAGUUCUAUUCCAGGAGAUCCCCCCAACCUGGAUUUUGCCCAUUGUUUGGGCUACUACAACUUCAACAAGUUCCAGAAUAACAACAACUACAUGAACAUGGCCGAGGCGAAUGGCGCCCUACUCGCUGCUGGGGAUACUUUCCACACACCCAGCCUGGGGGACGAGGAGUUUGAGAUCCCCCCCAUCACACCACCUCCUGAGACAGAGCCCGGUCUGGGACCAGAAGUGGACUCGCCAUACCCGGCAAUGCCAGAGCCCCCAGCUCCACACAGGGGUCCCAUAAUCCCCCAGUUCCCCCCACAGAGCCUGGAUCUGCCCUCGAUUACCAUCUCACGCAACAUGAUGGACCAAGAAGGGGUGUCUGUCAACAAUGGCCAGCCUGUGAAUGUUGGACCGGGACACCUACGUCAGUACCAGUCCAACCCAUCCAUGGUGAUGAAGUCCAUCAUAAGCAUGAACAACCCCAACGGUAUGAUGGCCCGGAAUCAGCUAACCACUAUCAACCAAUCCCAGCUCAGCACACAGCUGAGCUUAAACAUGGCGGGAUCCAACAUUGCCCACACUUCCCCCUCACCACCUGCCAGCAAGUCUGCUACACCUUCCCCUUCCAGCUCUAUCAAUGAGGAUGACCAGGACGACGGCAACAGGGUCAUCGGGGAGAAGCGACCAGCCCCAAUAGAUCCCGCAAAGAAGCCCAAGACUCCCAAAAAGAAAAAGAAGAAGGAUCCCAAUGAGCCCCAAAAGCCAGUGUCCGCCUAUGCCCUGUUCUUCAGAGACACCCAGGCUGCUAUCAAGGGUCAGAACCCCAACGCCACCUUUGGAGAAGUGUCCAAGAUUGUGGCUUCCAUGUGGGAUGGCCUGGGAGAAGAACAAAAACAGGUUUAUAAAAGCAAAACAGAAGCCGCCAAGAAAGAAUAUUUGAAAGCCCUUGCUGCAUACCGUGCUAGUCUGGUUUCCAAGGCUGCGGCAGAAUCGGCCGAGGCUCAGACUAUCCGGACGGUGCAGCAGACCCUGGCCUCCACCAGCCUGUCCCCUGGCCUGGUGCUACCUUCUCCCCUCAACCAGCACCCAUCCAUGCCAUCGGCCUCCCAGGCCCUGCAGCAAGCCCUGCCGCGGGCCAUCGCCCCCAAACCUCUGCAGAUGAGACUAGGAGGCAGCCAGAUCGUGACCUCGGUGACAGUUUCCCACCCGAACAUGUCCUCCGGGAUGCCGCAGCAGCUGCUCGGCCAGAUGGGUUCCGGAGGGUCCAUGGUGUCGGGCGCCCAGUCCGCGGCGGCGUCUCAGAUGAGCCCUCCCAUGCAGCCGGUGCAGCAGCACGCCAUGCAGCAGCUCCAGCAGCAGCAGCAGCAGAUGCAGCAGCACCUGCAGCACCACCAGAUGCAGCAGCAGCAGAUGCACCACCAGCAGAUUCAGCAGCAGAUGCAGCAUCAGCAUUUCCAGCACCACCUCCAGCAGCAGCUGCAGCAGCACCACCUGCAGCAGCAGCAGCAGCAGCAGCAGCACAUGCAGCUGCAGCACAUGCAGAUGCAGCACCAGCUGCACCAGCAGCAGAUCCAGCACCUCCAGCAGCACCAGGCCCAGUGUUCCCCCCCGCAGCACUCUCCCGGCACGCCCCACUCAGUGGGAGGCUCCGCAUCUCUGGGCAGCCCCCAGCCAGCACCCCAGCAGCAGCCGCACCCCUCCCAGAUCCAGGCCCACGCCCAGGUCCUGUCCCAGAUGUAA
Menidia menidia (Atlantic silverside) is the source of this 1755-nucleotide messenger RNA. Lineage: Eukaryota; Metazoa; Chordata; Actinopteri; Atheriniformes; Atherinopsidae. The record is from the annotation of a GenBank genome assembly.